AUCUCUCCCACUUCUUGCCCCAUCUCUUUGUGUUUCUGCGUGGCUCUGCGGUCCCUCGCGUGACGCUCUUGGUACUGGCUACUGCCACUGUAUGGGCAAAGAAGACCGUCAACCUUUUUUAACGACGCUGGACGAAAAUAUUUAAUUUUUUCAUUUGAAUUUUGAAAGAGGGGUUUACUUCCCUUGAUAUCCUAUUUAACAUUUUGUGGCCACACACACCUUCUCCCGGACCGGUUCUGAGGGACGUUCCUUAUUUUUUAACGGUGAACGCCACUGCCUGGACGGGUGUCAGCUCCAGUGUGACUGCGUCUGAAAGUGUGUGAAGAAGACGGGCGACUGCUUAUCAAUGCUGACAGAGUCGAGUGCGGGGCUGAUGGGCUCCGAGCUGCGAGACCUGACCCUGCUGCCAGCGGUGCCCACCCUCCCGGGUGGCGGCAGUGGCGGACCUGGUGGCUGCUCGCUGCCCGUCCCUGGCGCCCCACCGCAGUGGAGCCCCUUACUGGACUUCCACCCCAGCUCUCCCUACGGCUCUCUGCCCUCCCACUCGCUCAUCAAACAGGAGCCGGGCUGGGGCCCCACGGAGCUCCACGAGGACCCCCACUGUGGCCUGGGGGCCUUCACUGUACACUUCUCCGGACAGCUCACGGGGACGGGGGGCUACAGACAUGGGCCCUUCGCAGAUACCACCUCCAACCAGGCCAGGAUGUUCCCCGCUCCAGGGUCCUACCUACCAGGCUGUAUGGACAGCCCGCCUGCACCCAAAAACCAGGGAUACAGCAGCAUGGCACUGGAUGGAGGGCCCACGUAUGGCCACCCUCACCCUCACCUCUCCCCACCUCCUCCCAGCCUCCCCUUCAAACACGAAGACUCCAUAUCUCCCCCUUCAUCCAUGGGAGAGCCCCAGUAUUCUGCUCCACCACCUCCACCCAUGUACGGCUGUCACACCCCCUCAGACACCUGUACAGGCAGCCCAGCUCUUCUCUUAAGAAACACCUACAACAGUGAUAAUUUAUACCAGAUGGCCUCUCAGCUUGACUGUGUCACCUGGGCUCCCAUGAAUGCGUUGACGUCCAACAUGAAGGGCCAAAGCUCCGGAUACGAGGUGGAGCCCUCGGCGGCGGCUGCUCCCAUGGUGUACAGCUGCAGUGCCCAGUACCACAUCCACACACACGGCCUCUUCAGGGGCUUACAGGAUGUUCGACGGGUCCCGGGCAUCACCCCGUCGAUAGCGAGGCCGCCAGACAGCAACGAGAAGCGGCCGUUCAUGUGCACGCACCCCGGCUGCAACAAGAGAUACUUCAAGCUCUCUCACCUCCAGAUGCACGGCAGAAAACACACAGGAGAGAAACCCUACGCAUGUGACUUCACGGACUGUGGAAGGAGAUUCUCCCGAUCGGACCAACUGAAGAGGCACCAGCGCAGACACACAGGAGUGAAGCCAUUUCAGUGUGAGACAUGUCAGAGAAAGUUUUCACGCUCAGAUCACCUUAAGACCCACACCCGGACUCAUACAGGUAAAACAAGUGAGAAACCCUUUACCUGUCGCUGGUCCAGCUGUCAGAAGAAGUUUGCGCGGUCAGACGAGCUCGUGCGACACCACAGCAUGCACCAGAGGAACGUCAACAAGCUCCAGACAACCCUCUGAGCAGGAAACUUGUGGUGUGUAUGUGUGUGUGUGUGUGUCUGUGUGUGUGUGUGUGUGCCUGUGUGUGCGUGUGCGUGUGCAUCAGAAGUUAGGGUGGACAGGAUUGCGGAUUGUGAUUUUCAGACUCUUGACAAGAGCCUGUGGAGUAAUGUUGUACAAAUACAAAUAGCAUACAGUCAGCUCAUCAUGACAGUGCCUUACAUUUGUGAUACAUAGAGGUCAUCUCAUUGUUUGAUGUAUGUUUUGAUAUAUUGUGACUUUAUAUGCAGUUUAUACCGGUAUUCUUUUAUUUGCACUGGCUAAGUUGAUAUGUACAAUUUUAAUGUGGACUGAAGUUUUUUAUACAAUAACACAAUGACAUUGUUGCUUUAUUUGCUGGAAAUAAAAAAACGUUUUCAAUGAACAAUGUCAAAUACUGGACGUCCUAUUGCAUAUAUUGCCUUUUCUUCUCAAAAUAUGCAACUUUUUCUAUUAAAAUGCAUUAACAAAUCAAUUCUUAUUGGUAUUGCAUCACGUACAUUAAAGGGAUAUUGUACAGUUUUGUUUA
This is a messenger RNA of Engraulis encrasicolus (European anchovy), 2192 nucleotides long. RefSeq names its product WT1 transcription factor b (gene wt1b). NCBI's taxonomy places the organism in Eukaryota, Metazoa, Chordata, Actinopteri, Clupeiformes, Engraulidae. The record is from RefSeq and is a predicted model, not a curated record. Bases 347 to 1645 code for a protein of 432 amino acids. Gene Ontology annotation, cellular component: nucleus. The transcript is spliced from 9 exons. Gene Ontology annotation, biological process: regulation of transcription by RNA polymerase II. Gene Ontology annotation, molecular function: RNA polymerase II cis-regulatory region sequence-specific DNA binding; DNA-binding transcription factor activity, RNA polymerase II-specific.